AUGACUUCAAACUCCGAACCCCCGAAAGCCCUUCCCUCCAUCCACCGCUUCAUCACUACGCAUGACUCGAGCGGCAAAUCAUGUUACUCCAAAGACCUCGAUGAGCCGUUGAACUUCUGGAAGGUCAGUGCAGGCGAGGGAAACUCUGCCGACUUUGAGCUCGGCUACGUCACCGAAGGGCUACCCGUACCACUGGCAAACGACAAAGACCUUUCAACAUUCAAGGAGGCCUAUGCCAACAAACAGAAAUCAGGACUGGUAAAGCAUGGCGGGACCAUCUUACGAUACUGUGAUAUUCCUCCAGGCUCAAAGUCGCAGAUGCAUCGUACCGUCAGUCUCGACUACGGCAUUCUUAUCAAUGGCGAACUGGAAUGUCUGCUGGACUCGGGUGAGGCUCGGACGAUCCACCCGGGAGAUCUUGUGAUCCAGAGAGGUACAAAUCACCAAUGGUUCAACAGAACUGAGCAAUGGGCUAGGAUUGUGUUCAUCUUAUUCCAUGCGGCGCCGGUCGAGAUCAAUGGCCGUGCAUUGGGAGAAGACCAAGGAGGAAUGGAGCUGCCUGAUUCGCAUUAG
This is a messenger RNA of Fusarium subglutinans, 573 nucleotides long. RefSeq names its product cupin domain protein. The coding region runs from base 1 to 573 and encodes 190 amino acids. The transcript has a single exon. The record is from RefSeq and is a predicted model, not a curated record. Lineage: Eukaryota; Fungi; Ascomycota; Sordariomycetes; Hypocreales; Nectriaceae.